AUGGACGAUCUCGCCAAGUGCAUUCGCAUUAUGCCCACAUCGGGGCAAUUGUUCACAGCUCAGGCGCCUUUGCUACCGGUAUUUUUCUUGGGUUUGCUUGCUACUAAUCCUGCGCACAAGGAGGUAUCAAGAGCCUGGUUCCAACAAGUCACAAACACGCCAGUUCGAAGUAGUGUGCCUCCAUUGUACAAUACGCUCAAAAGAAUCUGGAAAUGGAUCGACAACGAUGUAAACCUCCAGCUCGGAACAACUCCUGUUCCCGAAUCUCUCGGCCAGCGAUGUCCUUGGUGGGAACACCUCGUCAAGAGGGUUGGCGAAGAGGAAGAUGAGACUCUUUGCCUGACUUAA
Molecule: messenger RNA, 348 nt
Organism: Fusarium poae
Lineage: Eukaryota; Fungi; Ascomycota; Sordariomycetes; Hypocreales; Nectriaceae
Exons: 2
Coding region: 1-348 (115 amino acids)
Source: RefSeq, a predicted model, not a curated record